CACCAACCACGAGGCCAUACGUCCUCGCAUGUUCAAUGACUUGCUUAAGUUGUUCACUUCUCGUGAUAAACACCAAAAUCAAAUUAUGAGACUUACGCGCAUUAUUAUUUUGGGAAUUGCCAUCCUUGACAGCGCUAAAGCGUGCGAGACUGACGAUGAUUGUAGUCUCAAUGGUAUUUGCGGCGCGGCGCGCAUACAACCCAGAGGAUCCAAGGCUGGAGCAUACAACGCUACUAGAGAGUGCAAUUGUGAUCCCGGUUGGUUUGGCGAUGACUGUGGAAGACUAGACCUCGUGCCCGCGACAAGAGGAACUGGUUAUAACUGGACGACUGUCAAGAACGAUGGCGAUUUUGGCUCUUACGGCAACUCAUCAUGGUGUGGUGCGAUCAUCCAGGAUCCGAAGGAGAAGGGGCUGUUCCACAUUUUCACGUCCCAGUUUGCGCACGGGUGCGGCUUGUCCGGCUGGCGACCAUCGUCCUUCAUCGUGAGGGCGGAGUCGAGGACCGGGCCACAAGGACCGUACCACUACGCAGAUGCUAUCUCGAAGCCUUUUCGUCACAACACCUAUGCCUUCUACAGCCCCGCGGAUGAGAAGUACCUCCUCUACUCUAUCGGAGUCGAUGCACCGGAGGCAACGAAGUGCCAGUCGCUCUCAUACAAGCAGUGGCCAAACAACAUCUCCGUGUCCAGCGCAGAUGAUCCUCGUGGGCCAUGGACGCCGUUUGAGAUGAUUCUCAGCUCACUUGACCCUCAAUCCACGAACCCGGCGCCUUGGCCACUGUGGACUCCAGAAGACCCCACGAAUGAGAUCGCCUUGGGAAUCGAGGAUGAUGCAAUUUUUCUCGCCAGCCAGUGGAACGGCAGCUACGAGCUUCUCCAUACCCAACAUUGGAACACGAGUGAGUAUAGCCCGACGUGGACCGAAGAUCCAUUUCUCUGGCGUGACAAACGUGGCAACUGGCAUUUUCUCGCCCAUUAUAUGAUCGACCUCGUCGAACAUAGUGGGCAGCAAUGGCCUCGGGUUGGAGCCCACAUGUUUGCCAGGGACCUCACGGGUCCUUGGACAUUCAAGCAACAAGAGGCUUUCAACUCGUCGGUCAAUUUCACGGAUGGGUCAACACAAGUCUUCAAGCGCCGCGAGAGACCUAAGUUGUUCUUUAGUGAUGAUGGGGAAAUGAUACCCUUGUAUCUGGUCACGGGAGUACAAGAGAUGAAUAAGUCGGGUCCGAGUUACACGCUGGUGCAGCCGGUCGGAACGAAGUGGCAAGAGUUUGAGAAAGAAUUGGGCUUCUGAAAUAGCUAGCCCACCUCGAAGGAACCUGUUUAGUUUAUUGUCGGCGUGGCGACUUAGUCAGAGAGUAACGACACUCAGCCUACCAAGAGGUGAAGCCAUGCUGCUCCCGUGUCAUUAAGUUCUGCUUGGAAUAAUCAAUUCACUCGGAAUCUUUUCAUCAUGAGGUUGUGAUAGUCACACUUCAACUUGUACCACUUUGACGGAGGUACAAAAUGUAACUGAAAUCGAUGAGAGAACGAGUUCUGGGGCGAGCGGUUCGUCUUGUUGGCUUUAUUUCAGUUUAUAGACAAGACGUCUUCCUGAGGGUCACCAUGGCUUCACACACACGAUACAUGUUUUCUUUCUUUCUUUUGUAAUGACAACCUCGUCGAAUAGUG
Truncatella angustata is the source of this 1671-nucleotide messenger RNA. RefSeq lists its product as uncharacterized. Bases 29 to 1294 code for a protein of 421 amino acids. The transcript has a single exon. Lineage: Eukaryota; Fungi; Ascomycota; Sordariomycetes; Amphisphaeriales; Sporocadaceae. The record is from RefSeq and is a predicted model, not a curated record.